GUCGACUUCUCUUCUCUGUUUUCUUUUCAAACUUGAAAACCCUCGCGGCAUUUGAUUUCGAUUUUCGAUUAGGGUUUCUCGCAGAUCCUCCUUCCUCGGCUCUUCAAGAGAUAGAGAAGAUGAAUAUGCAAGUGGAUACAGUAACAAGGAGGAAGCCUCGUAUCUUACUAGCUGCAAGUGGAAGUGUGGCUGCAAUUAAGUUCAGUAACCUCUGCCAUUGUUUCUCAGAAUGGGCUGAAGUCAAAGCCGUUGCUUCGAAAGCAUCGCUGAAUUUCGUUGAUAAACCUUCUCUUCCACAAGAUGUGACUCUCUAUACAGAUGAAGAUGAAUGGUCUAGCUGGAACAAGAUUGGUGAUCCUGUGCUUCAUAUCGAGCUCAGACGCUGGGCUGAUGUUAUGAUCAUUGCUCCUUUGUCUGCUAACACAUUAGCCAAGAUUGCUGGUGGGUUAUGUGAUAAUCUAUUGACAUGUAUAGUAAGAGCGUGGGAUUAUAGCAAACCAUUGUUUAUUGCACCGGCGAUGAACACUUUGAUGUGGAACAAUCCUUUCACAGAACGGCACCUUGUGUUGCUUGAUGAACUUGGAAUCACUCUCAUUCCUCCCAUCAAGAAGAAACUGGCCUGUGGAGAUUACGGUAACGGCGCAAUGGCUGAGCCUUCUCUGAUUUAUUCCACUGUUAGGCUGUUCUGGGAGUCACAGGCUCGUAAACAAAGUGAUGGAACCAGUUGACUUUUACUUAGCCAUUGAGUGCUCUGUUUGCUCCAGUCAUUAGCCCAUAUGAUAAAUGUAUCUCUUGUUUUUGAAUACACUAAGAACAAGCCUAGCUUGAGGAAUUCUCUGAACAAUCGAUUACCCGUGAAUCUUAUGCAGAUAUUUGAAAA
This is a messenger RNA of Arabidopsis lyrata subsp. lyrata, 880 nucleotides long. RefSeq names its product probable phosphopantothenoylcysteine decarboxylase. The transcript has 3 exons. Gene Ontology annotation, cellular component: phosphopantothenoylcysteine decarboxylase complex. Bases 120 to 728 code for a protein of 202 amino acids. Lineage: Eukaryota; Viridiplantae; Streptophyta; Magnoliopsida; Brassicales; Brassicaceae. Gene Ontology annotation, biological process: coenzyme A biosynthetic process. Gene Ontology annotation, molecular function: phosphopantothenoylcysteine decarboxylase activity; FMN binding. The record is from RefSeq and is a predicted model, not a curated record.